This is a messenger RNA of Entelurus aequoreus (snake pipefish), 4430 nucleotides long. It is a transcript of the gene synpo2b, whose product is annotated as synaptopodin 2b. Gene Ontology annotation, molecular function: actin binding. Lineage: Eukaryota; Metazoa; Chordata; Actinopteri; Syngnathiformes; Syngnathidae. The coding region runs from base 183 to 3104 and encodes 973 amino acids. The record is from RefSeq and is a predicted model, not a curated record. Gene Ontology annotation, cellular component: nucleus; actin cytoskeleton; Z disc. Gene Ontology annotation, biological process: positive regulation of actin filament bundle assembly. The transcript is spliced from 3 exons.
AGACGUGAACAUCUGUAAUCCAUAACAAAUGCUUGGAUUAUAUUUAUCCAUCUGAGGGCCCUCAGAGAAAAGAGAUGCAAAGCUGGAUCUCAACGACAGAGUCAUAAAGAGUCACUGCAGGGAUAAGAAAUAAAUAAUGGAUACAGUAUCACCGAAAUCAAAGAUGUCAUAAGUGAUCCUAAAUGGAACCAGAAGCUGAAGACUUAAAGAACAUGGAUCGCUCAGUCGCUUCGUCGGGCUCUGAUGGAUCUCAAGAACAUAGCAUGCCUGAAUAUUUGGCAGAGUCCGAUAAUGAAGAUGAUGUCAGUGAUGUAGAGAGAAGUUUUGACCCACAGAUGUCUCCUUUCCCAAAGUCUAAUGCAGAGUCUCCAGAAUUGAAAUUGAAAUCCAAACAGAAAUUGUUUGACUUAAGUGUCCGUGACAAGGAAGGUUCAUACCCAGAAGAGGAUGAAAUCAACCCUAAUGAAUCAGGAGAGACAAUGACAGAGUCUACGCAUAUCAAAGCCUCACCAACUUCUUUCUCCUCAAAACCAGAAUGCCAUGACACUCAAUCUCACUGUGGCCAGAAGCCAAGACCUUGCUCAAUUUCCUCUUCCUCCUCCCUUGGGUUUGAUCCUAAAAUGACCCGAGCCUUGACCCUGACCACAGACGAACCCCCAGGGGCCAUUAAUAGGCCGGGCCCAGGGACAGGGAACAGGAGGUUUGAAUCUUCAGAGGAAGGAGGGAGCAGUGAAGCGCCUCCUGCUGCAGUCUUCUUUGGAAUCUCAGAUGAGGGUGCUGAGCAGCCACAGAAGUGGAACCUAGAAUCUGAAGCUGAUCUGUGCAGACCGGACAGCCACGGGACAAGGUGUACACGAUUUGGUCAAGAUGAGAGCCAAUCCCAAAGACAGGUCAAAGAGACCAAGUCCAAAUGCAAGAGAAUUGCUCGCCUUUUAACUGAUGCACCCAACCCUCAAAAUAAAGGAGCCUUGCUGUUCAAAAAACGCCGCCAAAGGGUGGAGAAGUACACACUUGUUAGUUACGGGACUGGUGACAGAAAGUUUGACGGCGAAGACCAUUUGGAAGGAGAAGAAGCUGAGGAAGUCAGUACAGCCGGGUAUAACUUUGUCGCGGCCAGCGAUUCUGAGUUUGAAGAGGAGUAUGCUGUAUACCGUCGGCAACAGGAUUUAAGUCUAAAUUGGGAAAGUGUUAAAGAAAUGGAAUUGUUACCCGCAACAAAAGGGAAGGGAGUUAUGAUGUUUGCACGCCGUAGCAAACGCAUGGAUGAAAUUGUGUCACGGCAAGAACUCUGCAGUAAAGAAUUACAUUUGGACGCUAUGUCAGAACCUGCAAAAGCAAACAGUACCUAUGACACAAGAGAAAUGUACGAUCAUUCUGAUCGUAAUAACUACAUGGACAGACACAUUCAACAAAUGAACCAACAAAGAUCCUUGGUUGCAAAUAGAACAGCAAAGCCCUUUUUGGGAUUCCAAAUAAGGCCAGCUGAUCACACAAAUCCUUCUGGUGUCUUCCCAGGGAGAGAGAAAUCGGAGCCAAAAUUUAAGAUACCUGUUCCUAUUAUUUCAAGUCCGCAGGUUUGGUCCCCAACUGGAGACAUCAUAGCCUCCAGAGAUGAGCGGAUAUCUGUGCCAGCAAUAAAGACCUGCAACCUUCCAGAGUUAAGGCGUAAACAGACGUUGAAACAAAGAUCGAACCCUCGUUAUCAAAACAAAGGACAAAGCAAAGCUUAUGUGGAGUCUGAAGAAGACUGUUUUAGCCUCGGCGCCGAAGCUUGUAACUUCAUGCAACCCCGAGCUAUUAAACUCAAGAAUCCACCCCCGGUUGCACCAAAGCCUGCCAUCAACCCCAAAUGUCCACCUUGGCGUAGAGGUCCUCCUAGCGAACCCUGUAUUCCAACAAUAAAUGCAGGUUCUCAGUCUUCCAAUAGUCCUGUGAGACAUCAGGGCCAACACCGGCACUUCCAACAGGAUCGGGCUCAACCUCAAAAGUCGGCCAACUGCUGGGAAGCAGAUCAAGCACCCACAACAAUUCAAACACCUGCCUCUGGCCAGACAUUGGUCAGUUCUUCUUCUCAGCCUCGACUUCAGGCAACCACAAACAGCUGGGGCAAACAACUGCCAAGACCUUCUGUGAGUAUGCAGUCCUACAGUCCUACUUACAGUCCACAUCACACACAAUCAAGGAGUACUCAAGACAGUGCUCCGAGUUCUGUUGCCUCUUGUCCACCAAAACCUGUCAAAUCAUUCGCACCAAAGAUAUCACCGGCUCCUCUAAGAGAUCAAGUCUCGGGUAGAAGUUAUGAUAGAUCUGGUGCUGCUCAGACCAUGACAGAGAAAGGAUUGCUUUCCAAAAGACAGUCCAGAACGGAGAAGGUUAGUGGCGGUCAAACAACAAACCAGACAAGAUCCUCCUCUCCAACAUUGUCCUUACCCAAUUCCUGGAGAUAUUCAUCUAAUAUUCGGGCACCACCUCCUUUAUCUUACAAUCCCCUUCACACCCCUUUUUAUACUCCACCAGCAGUGAAAAAAUUCCCCUCAAGUUCCAAAGAGAAGCCUAAAUCAUCCCCAAAGCACCUCAACACGUUAGAAAUCAUGAAACACCAGCCGCAUCAUUUGGACUCAUCACUGUUCAGGUAUGAUGCGGCCAUAGAGCUUAAAAUCCCCAGCGCCAAACCUUCACUGCCAUCAAAGUUUGACAUUACCCAAAAACUCAAACAAAGAUCUACUCAUUCUCACUCUCCGAAUAUCUCUGAGCUUGAUUUUGAAAGCAAGUCAGAAGCCUCUGCUAAGUCCUCAGCUAAAUCCUUUGGAGCGGUAAGUUCCCCAAAUUCCUCUCCUUGGCAACACGCCAGGUCAGCGGAGCCUCUUGCACUCUAUGAGCACUUGGAUGAAAAGCACGCUGGCUACCCUGCAUCCACCGAGCAAGCACCGAGCGGUCACCCUGCAAGCGCAUCUUUCCGGCAGUCAGCCAGCAUAGCCUUAGCUUUUUCUCCCGCAUCAAUAAUUGCUAGAGGCGCACGUCAAAUGGCUCCUCGGCCAAAGUUCUCCGCCAAGAAGUCUGUAGUGACAACCAAACAGUGGAGGCCUGUUGCAAUGCUGAAUUAGCUCUAUAUUUAGCUUUGCUUUGGUGACACAGUCCGCACGGAGAUGAAGGAACACCGUGCUUACACGACGCAGCCUAUGACUCCGCAGUGAGAGCGGUAUGAGCUUGAGCGUGCCAGCAAAACUAAACAAGGCCGUGUAUGCAAGUGGAAAUCCAGGCUGUCUUAAAAUUGCUCACAGCAUGUCGACUAUAAACUCAGUUCAUCUUCAUGAAAUCAGGGGAACUCUUUGAAGUUUAAGUGAAUAUGAGAUUAAUAUAUUUUAUAUGUUAAAUGUUUCUAAUGAAGUGCCUAAAUAUGUGCAAUACACAGUAUACAAGUAUACAGCCAAACAAGGUGUUUUAUUUAUAUAUAUAUACUCCAAAUAGCACAUUUCAGCUAAAAGACAGUAGCAAACAAUAGCAACGUGUAAUAAACUUACCGUAUUUUUCGGACUAUAAGGCGCACUUAAAAUCCUUUUUUUCCCUCAAAACUCGACGGUGCGCCUAAUGUACGGAAUCAUUCUGGUUUUGCUUACCGACCUGGAAAUGAACUUUAUUUGGUACAUGGUGUCAUGAUAAGUGUGACCAGUAGAUGGCAGUCAAACAUAAGAGAUACGUGUAGACUGCACUAUAAUGGCAAUAUGACUCAAGUAAACACCAACAUUUUAUAUGUUCCAUUGAAAAUAUAGAACAUUACACACGACGCUCAAAAAUCUAUCAAAAUGUUUUGGUACAACUUUGGUAAGCUAUGAAGCCGCACCGCUUGAUGUGCUUCAACAUAUGAGUAUUAUGGUGUGUGUAUAAGGUAAGACAUUAUCUGGUGUUUUGUUUCGCAAUAUUAUGCAAAAGCAACUUUUCUUACCUUCUGGUACCUGCUGAUCUGUAUUUCGGAUCUGCAUACAUCCUGAAAGAUUGCGCGAGUCCGCCUUUGUAGUCCGUGACGACACCCUAGUCGAUAAGCUUCUUCUUUUUCUCUAUCUUCUUGUUAUGGGACAUUCAUCCUCCGCUGUUGCCAUUUCUAAUAUAAAGUAGUGUAAAGUUCUUACUUAUAUCUGUCAGUAAACUCACCAUGAAAGCGCUAAAACAUACCGGUGUAGUGAGUUUACAUUAUUCACCCAAAACGGCGCAUCCGGAAGAGACUGUCAGAAAGCGACUUGAAGAUGAUUAGUAAAACAUAAUCUAUGCAACAUUUUGACCAAAGAACCACCAUUACAUGUUACGUAGACGACAAGGAAGUGUUUUCAAUUUAGAAAAUAAUAUGACUCCUUUAGUGCGCCUUAUAAUCCGGUGCGCCUUAUAUAUGAAAAAAGAUACAAAAAUAGACCAAUCCGAUGUGCCCUAGGGUCCGU